Messenger RNA from Rattus norvegicus (Norway rat), 2408 nucleotides. The record is from RefSeq and is a predicted model, not a curated record. NCBI's taxonomy places the organism in Eukaryota, Metazoa, Chordata, Mammalia, Rodentia, Muridae.
AUCCAUGGCUUGCAUUAAACCAUAGGUGAAAGUCCUCUGAACUGAGCAUUUACAAUCUUAAGCGCUAUGUUUACUUCUCCUUUACAGGCGGGAGGGGGAUGGGGGGGCGCUAUUGUUAUCCUCAUUUGGCAGGGAAAUGCUCAGAUAGAUGCCCAGAUGUAAAAAGCUUGUGGGUUUUAUCUAUUAGGACUCCUGCACUUAGAGCUUUGCCUGCCCACACCCGACUAGGUGGAGUGCCCGUUCCUGUGGGAUUCCUGGCAAGAUGUCAUUGUCAGUGACUUCUGUGGUGACUCCUUACCCCACUCCUUUUGGAAGCUUCUUCCAGGCGGGGAAACCGAGGCCAGGUAGGGGCGGGGCCGUGCUUGGGCCAAUGGGCGUGCGCCCCGCCCCCAACCAGCCUGGGCGGCCUGGUAACCGCAACCCGCAGCCUUGCAAGCCUCUGAGCCAUGGCGUGCGCUGGGCUGCUCACUGUGUGCCUGCUUGGGCCACCUGCGCCCCAGCCGACGCGACACUCUGCGCCUGCCGCGGGACACGCGCUUUUUCAGGACGUUUUCCGCAGAGCAGACAAGAAUGAUGAUGGUAAGCUCUCGUUUGAAGAAUUCCAGAAUUACUUUGCCGAUGGGGUUCUCAGCUCUGCGGAGCUGCGGGAACUGUUCAGCGGCAUCGAUGAGCAGCUUACUGACAAUUUAGAAACAGAGAAACUGUGUGACUAUUUCUCCACACACCUGGGUGUCUAUCGGCCUGUGCUGGCUGCGCUGGAGUCUCUGAACCGUGCGGUGCUCACUGCCAUGGACACGACAAAGCUGGAGUAUGAACAGGCCUCCAAGGUGGACCAGUUUGUCACACGAUUCCUGCUGCGGGAGACUGCGAAUCAGCUACAAGCCCUACAGAACUCCCUGGAGGGGGCAUCAGACACUCUGGAGGCCCAGGCCCAGCGGUAUGUCAGUGCUGCUGGGCUGUGGGUGUAUGGGUGUCGUUUGUUCCUGCAUUCCAAACUCCUCAGUAUCACGAUCCAUCCAGCCUCUGGAGGCCACGUUCUUGGGUUGGAUGAAGAAAAUAUCAAAGUGCAGAGUAGGUCCUGUGGCAGUCGGAGGGCAGGACGCAGAGCCCUGAGGAGCAUCAGUUGGUCACCAACCUGGUCUCCUGGAUCCUCUGAUACAGGGCGGAGUUCAGAGGCUGAGCUGCAGUGGCGGCUGCAGGUCAACCGCCUCCAAGAGCUCAUAGACCAGCUUGAGUGCAAGGCACCACGGUUGGAACCCAUGCAUGAAGGGGACCUUGCCAAGGGUCUUGACUCACACAUCCUUGUAGCACAGAGGCAAGUACAAGUGGCAGAGGAUGCCCUGCAGGAUUUCCAUCGUGCUCUGUGCUGCUACAUGAACUUCACAGGAGCCCAAAGCCACUGUCUGCAUGUAUCUGCCCAGAAGAUGCUAGACAAUGCUGCUUUCACCCUAUAUGAGUUCUGGCAGGAUGAGGCCUCCUGGAGAAGGCACCAGCAGUCACCCUGCAGCAAGGCUUUCCAGCGCACCCUCAUUGAUCACCUGCGGGCGCCAGACACUCUCACCACUGUGUUCUUCCCAGGUGCGCUGUAUCCCUGUGCUUCAAAUAGUUCUGGGACGCAAGAGGGGAGCCCCAAUAUCUCCUGACGCCCCAACUUCUCAUCCACAGCCUCCUGGUGGAUUAUGAAUAAUAACUGAGUCGCUGGUGACUAUAGCCCUGCCUAUUACUCUAGAGCCCGUUGCACUGGCCAACUCUACGCUAAGAUCAAGGAGUCUGCCUGUUCCCAGGCUAAAGGCCUGGUCAGCUGGUACAGGGUCUCUCAGCCCAGGAAUCAGGAGCCAGGCCGUUUGCUUGCUUUAUUUAUUUUACUGUUUGUAACUUCCAAGCACCUGGGCUUCUGCCUGAUUCAGGAAACCCAGAUUCUGGUCUCCCUUUCCUCUACCUUGCUGUGUGACCCAGGCAGAUCCCUCACCUCUCUGGCUGCCUAGGGGAGUUCUUCUUUCUGCUUACUGCUUUGGGGUUAUGUUUCUGUUCUUCCUCAAUCAGUGGCAGAACCAGGGCUGAUGCUCAGGGACCCCCCUCAAACCCUGGAACCUUGACCCUUAAGGCCAUGCCAACACAGUGCAUAGUGUAGAGACCUGGGUGUCUAUCACCCUGGGGUCAGUCCUAACAUUUCUAGCAUUAGUAGUUGUACCAGAGACCUCUGGAAGAUCCUGGGUUGGUUUGCAUGUCAUUUACAUAUCAUUUGCAUGCUCAUACCCCACCCAUUCUCAGGGCACUAUGGGAAGCCCCAAGAUGACCUUGCAAAGUAGCAAUAAUUUGGGCCUAGAGUUGCCUGCUGCCCCCCAGAGAUCUCUGAACCCCAGCCUGGGUCUUCAGCACAGAGGCAAUAAAGUUGGUAGUCACCUGUG